Adineta steineri is the source of this 732-nucleotide messenger RNA. The record is from the annotation of a GenBank genome assembly. NCBI's taxonomy places the organism in Eukaryota, Metazoa, Rotifera, Eurotatoria, Adinetida, Adinetidae.
AUGUUUGUUAUAUUUGGUAAAGAUCGUGAUUUAGCUUACCCAACAUUAUUCACCGUUUGUGAAAUACUUGGUUUGUUCAGUAUUUUCUUGUCUGGUUUAUUAUUUGAUAAAAAACUUUAUGCAUCAAAAUAUGUUUACAGUUGGGAUACAAAUCCAUUUAGUUUUCAUCCAUUAAUGAUGACACUUGGUUUAUUAUUUUGUUAUGGAAAUGCUAUACUUUUAUAUCGAACAUUUAAAUCAACACCUAAACCAAUAGUUAAAAUUCUUCAUGCUUCUUUACUUAUAUUAUCAUUGAUAUUUGCUGGUAUUGGAUUUGCUGCGGUUAUUCGAGGUAAAUAUCUUGGUAAACGACCCCAUUUUCAAUCAUUUCAUUCAUGGCUUGGAUUAACAACAGUAGCUUUAUUUGUUUUACAAUGGAUUUGUGGUUUUAUUAGUUUUUUAGUUCCACAAUUAAGUUUAAAUAUUCGACAAGCAUAUAUGCCAUCUCAUCGUCUUUGGGGAAAAAUUAUUUUUUUAUCAGCUACAGUAGCAAUUUUAACAGGUUUAAGUGAACAUGGAUAUGGUUCAUCAUUUUUUACAGCCAAUGAUGCUGAACGAAAACGACGUUUAAUUUUAAAUUUUUUUGGUGUAUUUACAAGUCUAUUUAGUUUAUUUGUUAUUUAUUUACUUUCAAAUUCGGAAUAUCGACGACUACCUGACGAAGAAGUUGUGACAAAUGAAUCAAAUACAUAA